UAGCUCCCCCGUCUCAACCUGAAGCUCCUCUACUCCGUACCCAUUUCCCGCCAUACAACCCCAAUCGGCGCAUCCGUUGCCCGUUUCGGCUUCAACCUGAAGAGAUGGACGAAAAUCCAACGUCCCGUCCACGUCACCUGGCAAACAGCAAGUUCGGGAAAGGCACCGCUAGAGUCCCUGUGCACCCGUCAAAGCCACAACUCCUAUCUUGGCUAUUCCUGCGUCCCUUUACAAUUCCACCGAGCUCAACCAUCACCACGGUCGAAAUGGCUUGGUUCUGCACAAGUUGCUUUAUGCAACACGCGUACAGACUCUGCCUUUACGUCCAGCACAUACGCAGCAGUGUCGCCUCGGCCAUCAGCUGGACUGUUCCCUUCAAAGCGAAGCCAAGGAGUGGACGGUCCCCCCAGCUUCCCCCAUCCCCCACCAUUAUGCCGGCAUUUCUACCUUUACCCACAGAUUACCAGGCGUCCAGUGCCGUUCCCGGACAUACGGCAUCGAGGACCAAAGUCGCUCAGCGACGGCCAUUCCGCAUCCGUGGAGCAACUUAGAUCUGGUAGUGGCCAUCCCGUCACCGUCCCAUCAACCACUCAGUGACAUUCAUGUUUUGGAAU
This is a messenger RNA of Colletotrichum phormii, 614 nucleotides long. RefSeq lists its product as uncharacterized. The coding region runs from base 105 to 551 and encodes 148 amino acids. Lineage: Eukaryota; Fungi; Ascomycota; Sordariomycetes; Glomerellales; Glomerellaceae. The record is from RefSeq and is a predicted model, not a curated record. The transcript has a single exon.